This is a messenger RNA of Parastagonospora nodorum SN15, 192 nucleotides long. RefSeq lists its product as hypothetical. Lineage: Eukaryota; Fungi; Ascomycota; Dothideomycetes; Pleosporales; Phaeosphaeriaceae. The transcript has 2 exons. The coding region runs from base 1 to 192 and encodes 63 amino acids. The record is from RefSeq and is a predicted model, not a curated record.
AUGGCCUGGCUUCUACCACCAUUAAAGCCGCUUACCAGCCGGACGGCUUCAGUCCGGCAUGGCGGACUUCAACGGAAGAUUCUCGACCACGACCAUAGCGCAUCCUGGAAAGCGGGUACCUGCCUAGUUGGUAACGACAGCGUGUGGACGACGGAUGCUCCGAGCAUGCGCCAAACCCCAAGCCUCGUAUAG